AUGGAAAUUCAAAAUGAAGGUACCUCAGAAUAUUCAGCAUAUGUGAAAGAAAAUGACCAGCUGACAAAUUCUAAAAAUGAUUACGACAUUGGAAAAUAUUGUGAAAUAAACGACAAAGACAUUCUUGGCAAAACGGAUUCAUCAAGAACGGUCUUGGGGCAAAAAGUUAAACCUCCUCCGCGCUUAGAGCCCCUCACAAAAGUACCGAAGAAGAGGAAAAAGAGGAGGUAUCUAAAGAAGUUAUCCUCCCAAGUUGGAAUAGGAACUGAUCCCCCCUCAGUGGUAACAAGAAGCACUUCAUCAGGGGAGGGAGCAAUAAAGGACCAACAUGAAAAAGACGUAUCACAGACGGAAAAUUCCUAUAAAACAUUCUUUUAUUGUAGAUUUAUUGUGAAAUUUCCUAUACUAGCCUUCUUGUUGUCCUCUACGAUACACAUAUGUGCAAUAGUGACUACAGUAUCCCUAUUUGUUUCUGGGGAUAAUGUGUUCCCCACGGAUUUUAAGAAGCUGCCCCUGGUCCUGUAUGAUGACAGUACUAGGAAGCAGGACCUGGCCUGGCGAAGUAGAGACUCCUACUCCUUAAGGAUAACAAGGCCUGUGUACGGGAUAUACUAUCCUACAUGGGUUGGAGGACAAGUCGAGGAUAUUGUAGAGGUCAUCCUACAAGUGGAUAAUGGAGAUAUAUUCAGCCAAUCCAACCUCGUACUUAUCCAACAAACAGAAAAUUUAAUGUACAAUUUCAGGGAUUAUAAGCACACUUACUGUCAAAGAGACGAGUUUUUUGAGUGUGUAAAACCUUGGUCGAUAAUUCGCCUUUUUGAUGGUACAUACAACAGUAUUAAUUCAAAAUUAAACAAUUUUACUUUUGAAAACUCAAAGGAAGUUUUGUGUAAUGCAACGAAAUUGGAUGAAACAAAGGAGUUUGUUGAGUUCAUAUUUCCCAAAGGAUAUGAUCCAUGUCGGUCUGGAAGUGUGUCAUCUGUUACCAGAAUACUUCUGCCAAUGGGAUAUCCUCUCUGGGGUGGAAAUAGUAAGAGCCGAAUAAAAAAUUUCUUAGUCAAUAAAAUGAAACCAAAUAUUGAGCACAUUCGCGACAAUAUUCUUGGGGACAGAAUACAUUUGUACUACACAAGCAAAAUGAUUUUUGAUAAUGACGUCACAAAACAGGCUUUUGAUGACAUGUUAUUCGCAAUCGGGAGUUUUCUAUUUAUUUUUCUCGUUAUGUGGAUUCAAACUAAAUCUUUCUUCAUAACAUUUUUCGGAAUAUUCAGCAUUUUAACAAGCUUUUUAUUGGCAAAUUUAGUGUAUCGCUAUGUGUUUAAUUAUGAAUAUUUUGGAUUUUUUCACAUAAUUUCCAUGUUUAUUAUUCUUGGAAUCGGUGCAGACGAUGUUUUUGUGUUUUACGAUUCUUGGCGUCUUACUGGUGAUGAGGAGUACCCGACACUGGCUCAUCGCCUCACUGACUGCUACUUCAGAGCCGCCAAGACCACAUUUAUAACAUCUCUGACUACAAUGGCAGCUUUUUUAGUUAGUGGUACCUCUCCGCUCCUUCCCGUGGCAUCCUUUGGCCUUUUUACAGGUGUUCUAGUGGGUGUCAACUAUAUAUGUGACUUGAUAUAUUUUCCAACCGCUAUUAUUUUGUAUUCAGAGAAAAUUAGACCACGAACUAACAAAUUCUAUUCAUGGUUAUCUGAAAGAUGUUGUUUUAAAGCUUUGAAAUGUAAGGUUUGUAAACACGAAACAGACUUGAAUGAAAAUCAAUCAACCACCGGGUCUUCAACAACUUCCAUAUCAUAUUUGUGCUCCCCCCGACGAACAGCGAAAGAGGACAUAUCGCGUCUCUUCCCCCAAAAAACCCAUAUUCAUAGCAGAAAAAAAUUAAAUAACUUGCAGGAGUCCGAAAUACAGAAAAAUUCCGAAGAAAAAGAGCCCACAGAACAACGGGAAAAGAUUAGGAAAGAAUUUGAGGAGCGGAUGUUAGUUGUUCGGUUUCUCCGUCAUGGAUUCUUUUCAUUCAUGUCCCUCAGAGUGGUCCGUUUUGUCAUUCCCAUUAUAUUCCUCGGAGUUUCCUCCUUUUUCAUAUACAGUGCUACCACUUUAGAGCCCGACAGCAAACAGGUACAAAUAUUCCGAUCCACACACAACCACGGAAGAGCUUCAUACCACCAUUAUUACACGUUUCAGAGGAAUUUUGAGGGAGAGUACACAAGUGUGUUCCUUGCAUGGGGAAUGUUGGAGAAGGACACGAGUACAUGCAGUCGUAAAAAAUCCGAUUUCUGCAGCGGGACAGUGGUUUGGGACAACACAUUUGACGCCUCGUCACCAGAGGCCCAGACGGCAGUCUAUAAUUUGUGUCAACGUUUGGAAAAUGCAAGCGAUUCAGAAAUAAAUCAGCUGAAAAUAAGAAGAAAUGCCAUUACUAGCAAACCAGAAGUCAGUUGCUAUUUGACAGCCAUGGAAACAUUUCUUCAGGAAGACGUUCAAAAGUCUGGGAGUUUUUACCCUUCUGAUCUCAAUGUUGAUGUCCCAUUGGAUGAAGUUAACAUGACAAAAUUCAUGUCCUCCAACCCUCGUAUCUAUGGUAAACAGCUUGCUCUCCCUAAGGACUAUAACAGAUGGCUGGAGAUUGGACUUGGAUAUUGGAUAACCAACAGAUAUACAGGCAGGCUACACGAAGACUAUUUUCUGUAUAAUCAUCUUAUUGGAGAGGAAUAUGUCGCGGGAGAAACAACUAUAGCACAGAACACUCAUUUAGGACUAUAUUACGGUUCAAAGCUUAGAUAUUUUGGGAUUCAAGUCAAUUUAACAGUAAGUGUUUUCACCCUGGGCUACAGCGAGGGAGGACCACUCUAUCGUGCAUGGGAACAGCUAAUGAUCACUGAGAAAGCAAAAAUGCCACCAUCUUUAAAGAAUGGAUUCCAGUGUACAAGAAAUACGUGGCACUGGAUACGUGUUCAGGAGGUACUGUCAGAUUCAGCAUAUCUGGGGAUAAUUAUUGGUUUGUCUGUGGCUCUGCCAGUUCUCAUCAUCACCACCAUGAACUUCAUCAUUGGAUUCCUAGCGUGGGUCGUUAUUGCGCUGGUGACGGUGUGUGUCUUAGGGUCUAUACCUCUGCUAGGCUGGAAAUUAGGGGUCCUUGAGUCCCUUAACCUGUGUAUGGUAGUAGGCUUAGCCGUGGAUUAUGUUGUUCAUCUGGCAGAAGCUUACAACAUGUCACCAAGUAUCAAUCGAAAGGACAAAACUCGGAACAUGCUGGAAAAGAUGGGACUCUCUGUCCUCUCUGGUGCCUUCACAACAUUUGGGGCCUCCGUUUUUAUGCUGGGUGCUCAAAUUCAAUUUAUCUAUCAAUUUGGAAUAUUUGUCAUGAUAACAGUAUUUACAUCCUUGUUUUUCUCAUUGUUUGGUUUCACUUCCUUUCUGCUGAUCCUAGGACCUGAGGGAAAUUCAGGUUCUAUCACAGCAUUGGUCAAAAAAAUUUGUUGCUGCAUACACAAAUUUCAAUCGAUGCCAAAGGAUGGAAAACCCUCUUCAACACCCUUUCCCUCAGAUGUCAAUCCCAUCACAAUUCCUAAUGAUCUCAAAGACAAAGUGCCAAAAUAG
Molecule: messenger RNA, 3600 nt
Organism: Saccostrea echinata
Lineage: Eukaryota; Metazoa; Mollusca; Bivalvia; Ostreida; Ostreidae
Product: protein dispatched homolog 1-like
Exons: 10
Coding region: 1-3600 (1199 amino acids)
Cellular component (GO): membrane
Source: RefSeq, a predicted model, not a curated record